Messenger RNA from Sinocyclocheilus rhinocerous, 4256 nucleotides. RefSeq names its product leucine-rich repeat and IQ domain-containing protein 1. The record is from RefSeq and is a predicted model, not a curated record. Gene Ontology annotation, molecular function: protein binding. Lineage: Eukaryota; Metazoa; Chordata; Actinopteri; Cypriniformes; Cyprinidae.
CAGAAUGCCCAGCGGGAGAUUCCGAAUAUGUCAGGCAUGGAAGAUGAUGUAUGCACUGAGAGUGAUCUUCAAAUUAGUCUUGAGUGGAAAGAAUUAGAGAAAAGACUAAGAAAGGAAGAGGAGCAGAAAUGAGCAGCACAGGAGGUAGAAAGAGAGCUGCAUUUGAACUCAGAAAGAGAAGAAGAGAGGAGAAGUAUAUCACCUAUAAAGUUUGAGGAGGAGUUGAAAAAAAUAGAGGAGGCCACUCUGAACGUUGGAAUGAAAAACGAAGUUCACCGCACAGAAGAUCUUCAGCUGGAGCUGGAUAAACAGCAGAUGUUAAUAAGGAAACUUCAGGAGCAAAUGGAGGAGGAAAAACAGGCUUUUGAGAAGGCUCAGGAGGAGAGAAUGAGAACCCAAAAACUUCAUUGCAUAGCAGCAACAAAGGUUCAAGCUGCUCUCAGAGGAACAUUAGUGCGCCUCUGGAGCAAAACAGAGUGUAGGAGAAAGAAAGAAGAGGAGAGGAGACUUGAGGAGGAGAAGAGGGAAUGGAAGAAGCUGAAGAAGGAGAGAGACAGGAUUGUGGAAGAAGAGUGCGCUUAGAGGGAGGAGAUGGAGAGACGCAGAGCAGAUUAUGAAGCUAAAGAACAAGAGUGCCAUCGUCUGGAGAAGGAGCAAAGACUUGAACAACAGAAGGAAGAUGAGAAAAGGAAGAAAAUGCAGAAGAAGGAAAAGCAGAACAACAUUACAAGUGUAAAGGAUGAUCGCAGAAGACAGGAAGAGGAUGUAGACAAGAAGAAUAAAGAAAAGGAAAGAACAAAAAUGGAAAGAAGUAGUCAGGUGAAGGAUGAAUGUAAAAGAGAGGAGGAAAGAGGGGAACAGGAGAACAAAGAAAAUGAGGUAAAUGUGAGAAAAAUAGAAGCUAAUAAUGAAAGAAUCAGGCAUGAGAAGAAAAUGGAAAACACAGUGGAUGACGACAGCAAAAUGAUGAAAAAACAGGACAAACCUAAAAGCAUAAACACAGAAGACACUGAAAGAUUCGAUUAUAUAAGACCACAAAUGAAGAGUGAUAAAGACAGAAUAAAGAACCAUGAAGAAGAAAAAACAGUUGAAAGCAGUGGAGAGCUUGACUCUCAGGUAAAUCUCUCACAGUCAAGAAAAAGCAUUAAAAUGACCAAAACCACUACAGAGUCACACAUAAAUGUACAUCAAGGUCUCUCCAGUGACCUUGGUAUUAGUCCAGUGGGUUCCUCGAGUGUUGCAGAUCAUCUAAGUGUUAAAGGAAAUACAGACUUGACUGUACAAGCUUCUGAUUUGGCUGUUGUAGCACCUGAGAUGGACACAAGGGGGCAUCAAAAUACUACCGCUUUUGAGCUUGAGGACCAUAAAUCAAAAAGCCAAGAAUCAAUUAAAUGUGUCUGUCUGCCUGACAGCACAGAGCAGAAGCGACAGGCCUGGAUGAUGAGCUGCACUCCCUGGUCCAAACUAUCAUUGCAGAAUAAAAGGAAGGGGUCUUCUGCACAACAGCAGUCCAAAAAAAGAGGCCCAAGAAAAAGAAGAGUCCCCAGCUUACCCUCUCUGUCUGUGGACACUAUUCUCAAAACAGGAGCUUGGAGCUCUCUCAAACAGGUUACGACAGUGACGCUGGAAGACCUACCAGGAUGUAGCCUGUCCACACUGUCCGAGUGUAACAAACUGCAGACUUUGACCCUUAGACGCUGCGGCCUCACUUCUUUGGAUGGAUUGAACCAGUGCUCUCAGAUCAGAUAUAUUGAUGUACAAGAGAACUCAAUUACUUAUGUGGAUUGUGGCGGUCUGGCCAACCUUCAGGUCCUCCUUCUGGACAGGAACCAACUGAUGAACAUCCAUGGUCUUGAUGGAGCUGAAAACCUGCAAAUUCUUCAGCUCUCACACAACAACAUCUUUCGCAUAAGUGGUUUAGGACCCCUGAAAAUGCUUCUGCGAUUAUCAGUGGACCAUAACCAGCUGCUCAGCAUAAGAGGUUUGAACGAAAUUUAUACCCUUCUCCAUCUGGACUGUUCGUACAACCACCUAAGCCACGUUGAGGGUUUGGAGCUUAACACACUGGACCUCAGAGGAAACAGUCUGACUGAGCUGCCUGUCCUGCAGAACCACAUUCUUCUGAGGGACCUGUACCUGGAUGACAAUCUUCUAUCUUCUGUUGAUGAUCUGGAAUCCUAUUGGCUGCCUUUGCUCCAAAACCUCUCUGUGUCCCAUAACAGUACGUUCUUAUAUUUGCAGAACGUUUGUCUUCAGGAAUGCACCAGUCUUCAAGAACUUAACCUGACUGGUAACCCACUACAGCAGGAAAGCAACUGCAGGUCCUUGCUUUUGGAAACAGUGCCUGGCUUGAUUAAGUUGAAUAAUGAGCAGACUGCUGCUGCCGCAGUGCCCCGUAAAUGUCCAGAACAGCAGUGGAGUUUCCAGGCCCUCUGUCAAGCACAGCAAGAGCGACGAGAUUCACUUCUCCAGCAGCAAAAGAUGGAGAUCAGUUCUGCACCCUCACUUGCCAUUGGCCACCAAGCAGACCUGCUCAGAUUGGCAGUGGACCAGCGUUACGCCCAUGAAUGUGACGACAGCUGUGUCACAGAGGAUUCUACACUGGCGGCUAACAGUAGUUCAUGUAGUUAUUCUGAAGCAUCUUUAUCACAGAGACAAAGUCUAGAGAUGCGUCUCCGGGAUACAGCAGAUUGGCAGAAACACAAAAAGACUCAGUUUUCUCAAGCUGACCUUGAGCUACGAUCUGCUGACUGCAUGCAGACACAAAGUGAGAUGGAACCUGUUCAGACACUGAAACUUAAAAUAGUGGCAGCUGUGGCGAUCCAGUGAUGCUGGUGGAGGAGAUGCUCAUUGCAGAGAUGUGAGGGCCUCCCAGGCUUAAUUGAAAAAACUAACACAAAAUCACAUCUUCAUAAGGUGGAAGAUACCUGCAUUGGGGGGCCUGAGAGGGAACGUGCUGCUGUUGUUAUUCAGGCUGCAUGGAGGGGUUGCGUUCUGCGGGAAAAGCUGGCCCGUGCUCUAGCUGCUGCUCGGAUCACAGAAAGCGAUGAGGACUUAGAAGAGGUGGACAUGGACGAAUUCAUUUUUGAUGAGAAAGCGCUGGAGAAAGCCUGGAUAACCCUGGAUUCCAAUGCCUUACCGGCCAGGAUGAUGCCAUUUUCAGAUCAGCUGCCGUUGCCAAAGUCUCCACUCCCUCUUCCGAUUCAAGGGUCUCCAAAGACUCUAUCUGUUUUUCCACUGCAGCCAAAACAUGCCUGGUCAGAUAAUGAAGGUGCAGCCUGUUCGGAGCAAAGCUUGACGCCUCACCUUAGUAGCAGCACCCUGUCUGAGGAAUCAGAAAAAAUCCUCAAAGAAUGGGGAAUCACUAAUGAGUCCACUGCCCUUUUCAUGCUGAAGAGAGCCAACAAAAUGAAAGGCAAGAAACAGAAGCAGAAGAGGUUAUUUGACCCACAUCCACGUCUGGCCCUGUUCAGGAGCCACAGUAACCAGUAUGUUUCUACAGAAACUAAAAGGCGAACACGUCCUACUUUCAAGGACAACUUUAUAGUUCACCAAGCAGUGAAUGAAGUUCACAAAUUACCGAAAGCAGAGGAAAAACAAUCUUACAAGUAGAGAACUUAGCAGUGGCUCCACACACAAGCAGUUCAUCCCGAAACAGACUCUGCAGGCACGGGACGGGAUCAUUUCUUCCCUGAUAUUGGCCAGGAUAUUCUUAAUGGUGGGAGGGUGCAGCUUGUGGCCAUAGGGGACAGAGACGGUGGAGAUUCAGGAGCAAGAUUUUGGACUGACUCCACUAGUGUCUCUCCACCUCUUAAAAAGCAUACUCAGCCUCGAAGAUACUCAGCUGAAAACACAAAAACAGAAGUGCCAUCACCUACAAGAGUCAAUUCAGCUCCGAUCCGAAAUGAACGCAUCUCGUUCCGGGACGGCCCAGUGCGACAAGGCUGGGGUGGAGGAAAGAAGAGAGCCAAAUUGAACAAAGUGUGAUGGAUGUCUUGUCGAUGUAAGCCCUUAACAAGACUUACAAUGCCCAUUUGAUCUCCGCUGAAAUUCCUUGCAGCUGCUGUUUUUACUAAAAUCCAGCUUCCUCUCCAGCAAAUGAAUUAGAAGCAAUGGAUGAGAUAUAGCCCAAAUAUCUGCAGGCGGUCACAGGAUAUGUAUUGCUUUCAAGUAUCACUCCAUUUAACAUGAGCACUGCGAGCCAUGGACUGGGUGGAAACCAUUUACAAAUGACAUGCUUAAUAUGCAGACAAUGA